GCUCUUAACAUGGGCAAUUCAUAGUCAAUCACUCUGGUGGGGCGUCCCUCAUUGCCAUGGCGACUGGAACUGUGACCCCAUCGCCGCCCCCAGAUUUGCUGUUGCAGGUGGAACAGGAGAUUGCGAAGCUGAUCCUGGCCAAUGCCCAGGUCCUGGCCAAGCGCUGCGCGGAAGCGUGCGUGCAGCAGGUUUGGGCUGCGGCGUCUUCGCAGGCUGCUGUGAGCACCUCCUUGGACCUGUUACAACCUCCCCAGGCGGCCACUGCUGCGGAACCGAGCGAGGCUGCCGAUGUGGCAGUUCGGCCUUUGGGGCCUCCCACGGCAGAGGCUGCAGCUGUCUCGGAUUCACAACCAUUCGCGGCGAAUGACGAUGAGGAUCUCUGGGGCAACUUUCUGCAGGCAGAUGCCGAUGCCUCCGUCACAUCCGUCAAGGGGAAUCUCCGCAAGGGCAAGGGCAAAGGCCCUCCAUUGCCCUCCAACAUGCAGGCCCCACGUUCUCCAGCGCCAAAGGCGGCGUCCCAGGGCCUGGUACGUCGCAACAGUGGCAUGACCGAGCUGAAAGCUCGAGUGGAAGCCGAGGGGCUCCGAAAGGAUCGCGAAGAAGCCAAGGAGAUCACUGACCUGGACCUGUCACAGCUACUGGGCGGCUUUAGUCGAUGUCCUGCCUGA
Cladocopium goreaui is the source of this 668-nucleotide messenger RNA. Lineage: Eukaryota; Dinophyceae; Suessiales; Symbiodiniaceae. The record is from the annotation of a GenBank genome assembly.